GGGCGGGACUUCCGCCUGAGCGGACCCGGAAGAUUCGGAUGCAAGUUUCCUCAUAUGUGCAUCCAUAUGUAUUCUACAUUUUACGCUGAUCUAUAAUAGUAAACACAUUAAAAAUGUUAUCGUUAGAUUUCCUUGACGAUGUGCGGCGCAUGAAUAAGCGGCAGCUGUAUUACCAGGUUUUGAACUUUGGUAUGAUCGUGUCGUCCGCUUUGAUGAUCUGGAAAGGACUGAUGGUCGUCACCGGAAGUGAGAGUCCCAUCGUAGUCGUUCUCAGUGGCAGCAUGGAGCCUGCGUUCCACAGAGGAGACCUGCUGUUCCUCACCAACCGGGUGGAGGACCCCAUCCGGGUCGGGGAGAUCGUCGUCUUCAGGAUAGAGGGCCGCGAGAUCCCCAUAGUACACAGAGUACUGAAGAUUCAUGAAAAGGACAACGGCGACAUCAAAUUCCUGACCAAGGGGGACAACAACGCGGUGGAUGACCGAGGUCUGUACAAGCAGGGCCAGCACUGGCUGGAGAAGAAGGACGUAGUGGGCAGAGCCAGAGGGUUUGUGCCGUAUAUUGGAAUCGUUACCAUUUUAAUGAACGACUACCCCAAAUUUAAGUAUGCUGUUCUCUUCAUGCUGGGGCUCUUUGUAUUGGUCCACCGGGAAUGAACAGGGUUACAAGGAAGACAUGUCCUGAGGAUGGGAGGCUGCGAGUAAGAAAGGUCUCUGUCGAACACGAUGCGGAUCCAGCUUUGUCCAAGAAAAAUGUCAACCAUUGCCUGUCAAAAACAACUUCUGUUUAGUUUCAUUUUUUUUUUUUUUUCAAUCCGACCGGCUUUUGUACUAUUUUGAUUGGCCACAUUUUCUAGAAAUGGGGCUAUAAGGCGUCAAUGUGUGUAUAAGCUUUACACUUGUCUGUUUUGUGAGGGGGACUAGACUUAAGGUUCAUUUCACAUUACAAUUUUAUUUGUCAUGUUCCCCAGAAAAUGUCAGCAUUCUUCUUAUUUUGUGUCUUUUCAUGUUGAUUCAUUGUCCGAUGAAAUUAUGUGAAGUAUCUAAAGACACAUUAUGAGUUUGAUAUUAAAUUUAAAUCUGUUGCCCUCAA
Molecule: messenger RNA, 1089 nt
Organism: Gadus morhua (Atlantic cod)
Lineage: Eukaryota; Metazoa; Chordata; Actinopteri; Gadiformes; Gadidae
Gene: sec11a
Product: SEC11 homolog A, signal peptidase complex subunit
Exons: 6
Coding region: 114-653 (179 amino acids)
Cellular component (GO): signal peptidase complex; membrane
Molecular function (GO): serine-type endopeptidase activity
Source: RefSeq, a predicted model, not a curated record